This is a messenger RNA of Octodon degus (degu), 1903 nucleotides long. It is a transcript of the gene Pkm, whose product is annotated as pyruvate kinase M1/2. Gene Ontology annotation, molecular function: potassium ion binding; pyruvate kinase activity; magnesium ion binding. The record is from RefSeq and is a predicted model, not a curated record. The transcript has 11 exons. NCBI's taxonomy places the organism in Eukaryota, Metazoa, Chordata, Mammalia, Rodentia, Octodontidae. Gene Ontology annotation, biological process: glycolytic process; cellular response to insulin stimulus. Gene Ontology annotation, cellular component: cytoplasm. The coding region runs from base 126 to 1721 and encodes 531 amino acids.
CAGGGCAGACCCUACUCAGCUCUGAGCGGUCUUUCCAAGUGGGGCCAAGCAGCCGCCCUGAGCCAAAAAAAGAGCAUUAUGUCACCGGAAGCCUGGGCCCAGACCAGCACAGCACCUCACAAGCCAUGUCGAAGUCCCACAGCGAAGCCGGGACGGCUUUCAUCCAGACCCAGCAGCUGCACGCAGCCAUGGCUGACACCUUCCUGGAGCACAUGUGCCGCCUGGACAUCGACUCAGCCCCCAUCACGGCCCGCAACACCGGCAUCAUCUGUACUAUUGGCCCGGCCUCCCGCUCGGUGGAGACCCUGAAGGAGAUGAUUAAGUCUGGGAUGAAUGUGGCCCGGCUGAACUUCUCUCACGGAACUCAUGAGUACCAUGCCGAGACCAUCAAGAAUGUGCGUACAGCCACCGAGAGCUUCGCUUCUGACCCCAUUCUCUACCGGCCAGUGGCUGUGGCCCUGGACACCAAGGGCCCUGAGAUCCGAACCGGGCUCAUCAAGGGCAGUGGUACUGCUGAGGUGGAGCUCAAGAAGGGAGCCCCGCUCAAGAUUACGCUGGACAAUGCCUACAUGGAGAAAUGCGACGAGAACGUGCUGUGGCUGGACUACAAGAACAUCUGCAAGGUGGUGGAUGUGGGCAGCAAGAUCUACGUGGACGAUGGCCUCAUUUCUCUGCUAGUGAAGGAGAAAGGUCCUGACUUCCUGGUGACGGAGGUGGAAAAUGGUGGCUCCCUGGGCAGCAAGAAGGGUGUGAACCUUCCCGGUGCUGCAGUGGAUCUGCCCGCUGUGUCCGAGAAGGACAUCCAGGACCUGAAGUUUGGGGUAGAGCAGGACGUGGACAUGGUGUUCGCGUCCUUCAUUCGCAAGGCUGCUGACGUCCACGCGGUGAGGCAGGUCCUGGGGGAGAAGGGCAAGAACAUCAAGAUCAUCAGCAAGAUCGAGAACCACGAAGGCGUGCGGAGGUUCGAUGAGAUCCUGGAGGCCAGCGAUGGCAUCAUGGUGGCCCGUGGUGACCUCGGCAUCGAGAUUCCUGCAGAGAAAGUCUUCCUGGCCCAGAAGAUGAUGAUUGGGCGUUGCAACCGCGCGGGGAAGCCCGUCAUCUGCGCCACACAGAUGCUGGAGAGCAUGAUCAAGAAGCCGCGGCCCACGCGGGCUGAGGGCAGCGACGUGGCCAACGCUGUACUGGACGGGGCAGACUGCAUCAUGCUGUCCAGGGAGACGGCCAAGGGCGACUACCCGCUGGAGGCCGUGCGCAUGCAGCACCUGAUAGCUCGGGAGGCUGAGGCAGCCAUGUUCCACCGCAAGCUGUUUGAAGAACUUGUACGAGCCUCCGGCCACUCCCGGGACCCCAUGGAGGCCAUGGCCAUGGGCAGCGUGCAGGCAUCUUAUAAGUGUUUAGCGGCAGCUUUGAUAGUGCUCACGGAGUCCGGCAGGUCUGCCCACCAAGUGGCACGGUAUCGUCCACGGGCCCCCAUCAUCGCUGUGACCCGCAAUCCUCAGACGGCGCGCCAGGCGCACUUGUAUCGCGGCAUCUUUCCCGUGCUGUGCAAGGACCCUGUGCAGCAGGCGUGGGCUGAGGAUGUGGACCUGCGUGUGAACUUGGCCAUGAAUGUCGGCAAGGCACGAGGCUUCUUCAAGACAGGAGAUGUGGUCAUCGUGCUGACCGGGUGGCGCCCCGGCUCCGGCUUCACCAACACCAUGCGUGUUGUGCCCGUGCCCUGAAGGCCCUGGAGCCCGUCUCGACCCCCUUUCCCUUUCCCUUCCCCCAACCCAUCCAUUAGGCCAGCGACGCUUGUAGCGCCUUACUUCGGGCUGUAGUGUGGCACCGGCGAGCUGGGACACUGGGAAGAUUACGUCUCUGCGAUUAGUCCCUCACUUGGCGCAGUGGCCCAGAACUGGCUGCC